GCAUCGCACUACACGCAGAAUUAUGAUAAAGUAACGGAGAGAUGCCAGCUGUCUAGCAAUACACAGAACUAUUUAUUAAUUGAAGUGCAUACUUGUUCAAAAAAAGCUGGAGCUGCAAAUGUAAAAAUAACAAAAAGUUCAUGACUUGGGCUGUCUCUUUAAACAAUUAUUCUGAGCUUUUAAUUGGCCAAGGCUAUGCAGGGGAAGAGAGAAACAAGGACAAAGGCAGAAAUAUUUGUUUUUGUUUUUUCAGUCUGGACUGAAGAUAUUUCAGGAGGCAUACUAGCUGAAUUGCAUCCACUCUUAGAGGACAACUGAGUGAAAAUGAAUUUCCUCUUUCAACUUUGGAAAUGGAAAAGCAUGAUCACAUUUCUUAUGUGUCUUACUUCCUUGUCAGGAAUGAUUAUGCUUGAAAGCUACAAAGAAUUUCAUAUUAAUGCAGCAGUGGGAAGACACAUACAGCUAUCACUGGCAUUACCUAUUGAUGGAAGAUAUCCUGAAAUUGUUUGGCAUUUUGAAAACAAUGUGCAUAUUGCAAGCAUCAAUGAAGACAAGCGACCAUCUAUAUAUUCUGCCGAGUUUCUUGAAAGAGCAGAAGUUCACCCUGAUGGACAUUUAAUAAUCAAAAAACUUACAAGAGCAGACAGUGGAGUAUACACUGCUACUGCAACUUUUCAUGAUGGAAUGCGAUUGAAAACAAUAUUUAGGCUUCAUGUAUAUGAACCAGUGUCCAAGCCAUACAUCUCAUCAAAUCAUCAUCUGGAUUAUUCUACUGGCUUAUGUAAAGUUACAUUGACCUGUUCAGUAACAGGUGGUUCAGAUGUGAAAUACAGCUGGUGGAUGAAAGAUUUCCCAAAUGAAAUGAUUCCCAGUUAUCAACGGAUUCAAGAAAAUAUAUUAGUUGUUUUCCUGAAAAAGGUGCAUCGAUACAUUUCUUAUCACUGUAAGACAACCAAUCCUAUAAGCGAGGAAGUACAGUUUAUAAAGCCGUAUAACUUAUGUUGGAAAUAAUUUGAAAGGUGAAACUUCAAAUAGUUCACCAUUGUUUAGCUAACUGUAUAUUUUAUAAGUAGGCCGUACUAGUCACAGUAUUACUGAAUCAUAGCCAUGUGUAAUGUAAAGUAAUUCUGGUUCAUUUCACUACCCACAGAAAUGGGCUGGUAAAGUGAAAAGAAAGUGGAGAGCUAAAGAUUUAUGAUGUUUACAAAUCAUGAAAUGUCUUAAGGUACUCUAUAUCACCUAUAUAGUCUAAUGCCUGCAUAGUAUAUAUGGUAUUUAAAUUAUGGAACUCAGCAUCUUAGCAAUUUUUGUGUACUAUUUUUAAAUGUUUAUAAUUAAGGAAUAAAAAAGGAUAAAAUAAGUAAAGCUCAGAAUAAUGAAUCACUCAUGUUAUCAAUCAAUAAUAAAAUGAAAUAAAAUCAUUCAGAGCACUUUGACAGGGCUACAUUCCUGGAACACGUCCACCACUAAAUUAUAAACAUCUGCUGCGAAGAGUAUGUUAAUAAUACUGAAUGCUUUCAUAGUGACAAAACACAACUCUUGUAACUUUUCCACAGAUGUUGAUGCUAAGGAUGUAGUCAGUACACAGUUGCAAGACUGAUAUAUUAGGGUCUCCUUGCUGGAACCAUGCUGAGUUGAUGCAUAAAGGCCACUCUUUAUUCGCAUACAUUUACACUUAAUUACACUAGAAUUUUUUGUGAAAGCAGGAAAUAAUUUGAUGGGCCACUAUUUUGGGGAGGAAAAUACACGGACCACUUUAGGUAGUGGAAAUCAAUAUUGCGUCAUUCCUAAUACAGACAAAUGUCUUGAAAAAUUACUGGGUUGUAGAUAUGAAAUAGUGGUCCAGCCAUGUAUAGGAUCACAGAAAAUACAAGUCAAGAAAUUCUCAAAACCAUUUACACCUUAGUACUCAGCCUCAUGCAUUAUCACCUCUUCUCAAGAAGCACAAAGCAGGUGAGUGUUGGAGUAAAUGUGUAUGUACCCAUCCAGAUUUCAUUUGAAGGAUGUUAGAGUGUUACUUUUUUUAACUUGCAGAGGAAGUUUACUCCAAAUGUGGGGAAGGAUUUAGGCAAUAUAUUUGCCUCAGUUCUAGUGUUAGUGGAGCUGUUUGACUUGUGAAGAUAUAUAAGAUCAAGAAGAUUGGCAUGGACCACAAGACAUAGAUCUCCCCACAACUGUCUAUAAACAAUUGAAUAAGAGGAUAGUUCAGACGAACAUGUAUGUCUGUUCAUCAUUCAGGUACAUUUAACCCACCCUUACAGCAAUGUUUGUCUAAUUUUGAGCAUGUUUGUGAUCAUCAUAUCAGAGAUAUUUGCAAAAAGAAAUGUAAAAACAUUUUCUAAUCUAACCAUUUCUGAGAAUAAACUAUUGCAAGAAGUGACCACCGAUACUCAAAUUAGAAUAAUGAAGCCGGAUAAGGGUGGGGGAUUGGCCAUAAUGAACAAGACUGAUUAUGUAAGUGCGAUGAAUGAACUAUUGCUGGGGGAAGAUUACCAAGUUUCUUCUGUUAAAAUCAAUAUAGCUUAUGCUAAAAUGGAUGCAUUGUUGUUUGACCUGUGGAUGGAAGAGUCUAGAACUAAGCACAAAUAUGAGUUCAUGGUUAAUGACAAACCUAAGUUGGCCAACAUUUUUGGUAUAACCAAAUUACAUAGAAACUUUUUACCCCCCCCCCCUUUUAGACCUAUAGUGGAUGCUAAGAGGUUAAAAACGUACUUCAUAGCAAAGUUUUUAGAUGCUGAUGUAAAACCUUGUUUAAGCAAAAUUGUACAAAUUUGCAGGGACUUUUGGCAUUUUUUAGACCCAAGUAAAGUUGAAUUUAAACAUGAUUUUUUUGUCACUAUUGAUGUUUGCAACUUGUUCACUGCUAUCCCUCAUCACACAGGAUUGAGUUGGUUCAAGAGUCAACUCAUGAAGUUAGGUAUAAGUAGUGAUAAUAGAAUUUUUACCAUUGUUUCUCUUAUGGAAGUAGUGUUAAAGAACAACUUUUUGUGGUUUGAGGGACAAAUAUUUAAGCAGGUGACAGGGGUAGUCAUGGGUGCAGUGUGUGCACCUAUGUUUGCCAAUGUAGUCAUGUCUGAAUGGGAGGAUAGGUUUAUUUUGAACAGCACAUUUAAUGAUUGUUGGAUGUCAUACACCCAGUUUUUGGAUGACAUUUUUUUAUUUUGUGGAUUGAAUCGGAAGAGAAACUCA
This is a messenger RNA of Protopterus annectens (West African lungfish), 3189 nucleotides long. Its product is annotated as SLAM family member 9-like. NCBI's taxonomy places the organism in Eukaryota, Metazoa, Chordata, Ceratodontiformes, Protopteridae. The coding region runs from base 325 to 1011 and encodes 228 amino acids. The transcript has 4 exons. The record is from RefSeq and is a predicted model, not a curated record.